Diachasmimorpha longicaudata is the source of this 4239-nucleotide messenger RNA. RefSeq names its product chaoptin-like. The coding region runs from base 366 to 4085 and encodes 1239 amino acids. The record is from RefSeq and is a predicted model, not a curated record. The transcript is spliced from 8 exons. NCBI's taxonomy places the organism in Eukaryota, Metazoa, Arthropoda, Insecta, Hymenoptera, Braconidae. Gene Ontology annotation, molecular function: protein binding. Gene Ontology annotation, cellular component: extracellular matrix.
GCUGCUGUCGUCUUCCUGGGGGGAUUGAAUUUUCUUUACGCGGACGGCUCUCUUCUAUCCACUUUUUUUUUUUUUUUUAACCCACUCAUUUGCCCCAAACCACCCCCCCACUACCCCUCUCACCGGUCCAGUCGGUGUUGGGCGGGGGACUUGAGGGGGAGAGGAGUGGCGAGCGGUAUUCAGUCACCGGUGACAGCAAAAAGCUCAUCCCCAAUGAGGUCCCGCCGGAAAAUCAAGCCGGCCGGCGGCUGACGCGCCAAGACCGCAUCAAAACGCGCCAAGGGGAUGUUUUUUAACCCUCUCAUCGCGGUCUGAAUAUCACCGAGUUUACUCGAAUAUUUUUCUGUUCAUACGGCGCUGACUGGAUGAUGGAGAAGAGGAAGUUACUUUGUCUCAUACUGAUUCUACUGCAAUGUCACGUACGACUACUCGACUCGUACAACGUGCCCUGUGCUUUCAACACGAUGUGUCUAUGCUGGAUACAGGAUGACGAGGAGUUUACGAAAAUGGACAUCAGUUGUCUCGGUGUACCGUUUGCACGUUUUCCAGACGUGUCGGUGAGUUAUGUGGCCCAGCUGGACAUCGUGAGCUCGGGAAUGCAGGUCUUGGAGAACGAUGCUCUGGUGAGUUCCUCGGGGGUUGAGGCGCUCGGGCUCAUGAGCAAUCGUCUUGCGAGCAUCGGUGAGAAGUCUCUCGUGGGUGUUGCCGGUAGCCUGCGCUCACUCGAUCUCAGCUACAACUCACUGGAGGACAUACCCUUCAAGGCACUCAGACCACUCAGAAAGCUGACGUGGUUGAAUAUGCACAGCAAUCACCUGACAAGCCUCGAGGGCGAUUGGGGCCACGUGUCGGAGACACUGACGAACGGCUUCUUCGGCGAGAAUAGCAUCGUGGAGAUCCCCAGGGUAUUCUCCAACUUCGUGAAUCUAGUCUGGCUGAAUCUGGACGGCAAUGACAUACAGGAAAUACCAUCAUCAUCGCUACCCCCCAACAUACGCACAAUGAGCCUAAACAACAAUUUAUUAUCGUCAUUUCCACUGAGCGUUGGCGAUUUACCGGCUAUAACGUGGCUGUAUCUUCGUGGUAAUUCAAUGAGAAUUCUCGAUCUACCGGAGCUGAGGAGUCCAGUGCUGGAAUUGCUGGACGUAUCGGAGAAUCUCAUCGAAUCGGUGAGAUUUCUCACGUCAUCCAAUGCAACACUGCACAUCAAAGACCUGAAUAUAUCGAGCAAUAAGCUGUCAGUGAUACCGGCAGGUGCAUUUCAGUACGUGGUAACACGGCGAAUGCAUUUGUCAUCCAACAAUAUCAGCUACAUCGACGACGAGGCAUUUCGAGGAUUGGAGAAUACUCUAGAAUACUUGAAUAUCGAGAACAAUGGCCUGACGAAUGUACCAAGUGCACUUGGAAUGUUGAAAAAAAUUGUUUACCUGUACCUGAGUAACAACGAUAUAUACAACAUCACGACUGAUGCCUUUGGCGCGUUUGGGGGAAGUCUGAAGGGCCUGUCAUUGUCCAACAAUCAUCUUGCCUCGCUGCCGGUUGGUGCACUCGCUAAUUGUGGAAGACUUCAGCACCUGAAUCUCGGGUACAACAGGAUAACCCACGUCUUCCCCGGGGACUUCGAGUGGGCGAAGAAUCUUGAAAUACUUCUUCUCCGAAAUAAUGUCAUAGCGAAACUCAAAUCAGGGACUUUUAAAGGAGCUGGCAAACUGAAGGAGCUCAGUCUGUCGUUCAAUCAAUUGGCGGAAUUGGACAGUCGGGCUUUUAUGGGGAUAGAGGAGAGCCUGGAAAUUCUGGAGAUGAGCUUUGCCUUCGCCACUGAUGCCCUCCCCAAAGCUGCAUUCGCCAGUUUGAAGAAUCUCCUCUGGCUGGUGCUCGACAACAAUAAUUUUCACGCCAUCGAUUACGACACUUUUUAUACUUUUCGACAAUUGAGGUACAUCAAUCUCGAGUCUAACAGACUGCACUAUCUGCCGGACAAGAUAUUCCAGGCUGAUGUCCAUCAGGAAUUGCGAGAUGUCAAAUUUGGGUAUAAUUUUCUGGAGGCUAUACCCGAGGGAACAUUUCAAAAUCUCACGGAAUUGAGAUCACUCGAUUUAACCGGAAAUAGGAUCCAUUACUUGUCUUCCGGGACAAUUGAUAAUUGUCCGAAAUUGGUUACUGUCUCCCUGGCGUACAAUAGAAUAUCGGUGAUGCAUAAAAGCGCACUUCAUGGAUUGUCAAGUUUGAGAUUUCUACAUCUGGAAUUUAAUGAUCUUACGGCGCUGGAUUUGGAUGCCAUUCUCGAGAGCGGGGGAACUGAGUUCUCACUCAAUGUCUCGUAUAAUUCUAUCGCAGUGAUUAAUUAUGAGUAUGGCCUGGCUAAUCUGACUAGUCUCGAUCUCGCGUGUAAUAAUAUCAGUCAGUUGGCUGGAGAUGUCUACGAUGGCCUGCCAAACCUGAGGAGCCUCGACCUACGGGGGAACUACCUGACCGCUGUUCAUCCUGGUACUUUCGCCCUCCUACACCUGGAAACCCUGAAUUUACGAGACAAUCGUCUGGAGGCCUUGAGAAAACAGGCCUUUCACGGUGCCCCAUCGCUCCAAAUUCUCGAUCUCAGUGGCAACAUUCUAUCCCAAUUAUCAACCGGUCAAUUUCGUAAUCUAAAAAAUCUCCGUAUUCUCGAUCUAUCGAACAAUCGCAUUCGCUCCCUUCCCCGCGAUAUAUUCGAGGGAACUCGAGUUGAAUCACUCGAUCUGAGUGGUAACAGGAUAAGCAUAAUACCAUCACAAGCAUUUCUCGAGAUCGGAUAUACCCUUCGUGACCUCAACCUUGGUGAAAACUUUGUUGAACAUCUUGAUGCCACAACAUUCCCCACAUCUCAACUCAACUCCCUCAACCUUGCCAGUAAUCGACUUACGAUACUUCCGGAUAAUUCGUUUGUAUCACUAUCCAAGUUGUUGAGUUUAAACUUAUCCGCAAAUCAUCUCCAAGCUAAUUUCAAGGAGUUGUUUCACUAUCUGCCAGCGCUGAGGCACCUCUACAUGACAAACUGCGGCUUCAGGAAAAUACCAGUACUCCCACUGACAAGUCUCAACGUACUCGACCUAUCGUUCAACAGUGUAGAGGCUGUGACACCGCUCAAUGUACAGUACUUCGAGUCACUAAAAGUCCUUCACCUCGUGAACAAUUCCUUGAUGGCAGUGCCGGACGUGAGGUUGCCUCUUCUCCGGGAUUUGGAUUUAUCCGGGAAUCCCAUCGAGGAGCUGAACAAAGAUAGUUUCAGCGGUUAUCGGCGGAUUGAAAAGCUCGUGCUGCGUAAACUCAGCCGAAUAAAAUGGGUGAACAACGAUUGCCUUCGUGUACUUCACUAUCUCAAACACUUGAGAAUUCAAACGUGGCCGCAUGCCGAUGGCCUUGACCUACGUAUUUUCCUCGGUGGAUUGCAUCUACGUACCGUUGAGAUAGAGGUCACCGAGCCCAUACUCAAGAAUCAAAUUCACAAUGCAUUCACUCGACGCCUGAGGGAGCUUACAAUAACGGGUCAAGAGCUUGAGGCAAUAUCCCCUGAAGCAUUCUCAACUAUUGAAGGUGGUGAGCUUGUACUCAGGAUCAAGGGCACUCAUGUCCGACGCUUUCAGUCGGAUAUUUUUUUAUCACUUGCGAGGAGAAUGUCACAAUUGACACUCGAUCUUCGAGACAAUCACAUUAAUGAAUUGAGCCCGUCGGUCAUCUACGGUAAUUUAUCGUGGGAGACUGUGGGAACGAAUCUCGUUGCCGGUGGCCUACAAGUUUCGGGGAAUCCCCUCGAGUGUGACUGUGAAAUAGCCUGGUUAAGCCUAUGGCUACGUAGAUGGUUACGUGAAUCCCGUCAGAUUCACACAGCAUCACAGUCGGAUGCCCGACAGUUGAGAAACAUUGCUGGUAGAGCAGUCUGCACUGAAACUACACCAUCUUACUCAUCUGACCGAGUUUUACUCACUCUUGGGACACCGCAUACCGCAUGCCAAGCUUCAGCCCUCAGCUCGGGUCAUUAUCCCCGUUCGACAAAAUCCUCCCUAUUUUUCAUUCUACUUUUUAUUAAAUUCAUCAUCGACUGUACCUAGCUGACACCGGCAAAACCAUUUUUCAACGAAUUUUAAAAUGAAAGUGUGUUGAACCCGAACGAGGGGAGUGGGUAGGAGAGAGGAGACAGUUGUGCAUGAGAAAGAGGUAAAUUGUGAGAGGUGAAAAGAGUGAGAUAAAAAAAAAAAAUAGAAA